Elephantulus edwardii (Cape elephant shrew) is the source of this 3267-nucleotide messenger RNA. RefSeq names its product ring finger protein 20, E3 ubiquitin protein ligase (gene RNF20). Gene Ontology annotation, molecular function: ubiquitin protein ligase activity; metal ion binding. The transcript is spliced from 19 exons. The coding region runs from base 16 to 2949 and encodes 977 amino acids. Lineage: Eukaryota; Metazoa; Chordata; Mammalia; Macroscelidea; Macroscelididae. The record is from RefSeq and is a predicted model, not a curated record. Gene Ontology annotation, cellular component: HULC complex; nucleus.
UCAUCUUGUGCCAAGAUGUCGGGAAUUGGAAAUAAAAGAGCAGCUGGAGAGCCUGGCACAUCCAUGCCCGCAGAGAAGAAGGCAGCUGUCGAAGAUGCAGGGACCACUGUGGAAACGAUUAAGCUCGGAGGUGUCUCCUCUACGGAGGAGCUCGACAUUCGAACACUGCAAGCCAAAAAUCGCAAGCUGGCAGAAAUGCUGGAUCAGCGGCAGGCUAUUGAAGAUGAACUCCGUGAGCACAUUGAAAAGCUGGAACGGCGACAGGCCACUGACGAUGCCUCGCUAUUGAUUGUCAACCGGUACUGGAGUCAGUUUGAUGAAAACAUCCGUAUCAUCCUUAAACGUUACGAUCUGGAACAGGGCUUGGGAGACCUCCUCACAGAGAGAAAAGCCCUGGUCGUGCCGGAACCGGAACCCGACUCUGAUAGCAAUCAGGAACGGAAAGAUGACAGAGAGAGAGGGGAAGGACAAGAGCCAGCUUUCUCUUUCCUUGCUACUUUGGCGAGCAGUUCCAGUGAAGAGAUGGAAUCUCAGCUGCAGGAGCGUGUGGAGUCGUCCCGCAGAGCAGUGUCUCAGAUUGUCACUGUCUACGACAAAUUGCAAGAAAAAGUGGAGCUCUUAUCCCGGAAGUUGAAUAGUGGAGAUAAUCUGAUCAUAGAGGAAGCGGUGCAGGAGUUGAAUUCCUUCCUUGCUCAAGAGAACAUACGGCUACAGGAAUUGACAGAUCUUCUUCAGGAGAAACACCACACCAUGUCUCAGGAGUUCUCCAAGUUGCAGGGUAAAGUGGAGAUGGCUGAGUCACGAGUGUCUGUCCUAGAGUCCAUGAUUGACGACUUACAGUGGGAUAUUGACAAAAUUCGAAAGCGGGAGCAGCGACUCAACCGACAUUUAGCAGAAGUCCUCGAACGGGUGAAUUCUAAAGGUUACAAAGUGUAUGGAGCUGGGAGCAGUCUCUAUGGUGGUACCAUCACCAUCAAUGCCCGGAAGUUUGAAGAAAUGAAUGCUGAGCUCGAGGAGAACAAAGAAUUGGCCCAAAACCGUCACUCUGAGCUGGAGAAACUUCGGCAGGAUUUUGAGGAGGUCACUACACAAAAUGAGAAGCUGAAGGUGGAACUGCGGAGUGCAGUGGAGGAAGUGGUUAAGGAGACUCCAGAAUACCGCUGCAUGCAGUCACAGUUCUCUGUCCUGUAUAAUGAGAGCCUGCAGCUCAAGGCACACUUGGAUGAGGCACGGACCCUGCUCCACGGCACCAGGACUACCCACCAGCGCCAGGUUGAGCUCAUUGAGCGCGAUGAGGUUAGUCUUCAUAAGAAAUUGAGGACUGAAGUGAUCCAGCUUGAAGACACCCUGGCCCAGGUCCGUAAAGAGUAUGAAAUGCUGCGAAUUGAAUUUGAGCAGACACUGGCUGCCAAUGAACAAGCAGGCCCUAUCAAUCGAGAGAUGCGCCAUCUCAUCAGUAGCCUCCAGAAUCACAAUCACCAGCUGAAGGGAGAGGUCCUGCGAUACAAGCGGAAAUUAAGAGAAGCCCAGUCUGAUCUGAAUAAGACACGUCUCCGCAGUGGCAGCGGCCUUCUCCAAUCUCAGUCAAGUACUGAGGACCCUAAAGAUGAGCCUUCAGAGCUGAAACAAGAUCCCGAGGACUUAACCACACAGACCUCGGCAUCCAAGGCGUCUCAGGAGGAAGUCAACGAAGUUAAGUCCAAACGAGAUGAAGAAGAGCGAGAACGAGAACGGAGAGAGAAAGAGAGAGAGCGAGAGAAGGAAAGAGAACGAGAGAAGGAAAAGGAGAGGGAGCGAGAGAAGCAGAAAUUGAAAGAGUCCGAAAAAGACAGAGAUUCUGCCAAGGAUAAAGAGAAAGGAAAACAUGAUGAUGGAAGGAAAAAAGAAGCAGAAAUUAUCAAACAGUUGAAGAUUGAACUCAAGAAGGCACAGGAGAGCCAGAAAGAGAUGAAACUAUUACUGGACAUGUACCGCUCUGCCCCGAAGGAACAGCGGGACAAAGUUCAGUUGAUGGCAGCAGAGAAGAAGUCAAAGGCAGAGUUGGAAGAUCUAAGGCAAAGACUCAAGGAGCUGGAAGAUAAGGAGAAAAAAGAAAACAAGAAAAUGGCUGAUGAAGAUGCCUUGAGGAAGAUCCGGGCAGUAGAGGAGCAGAUAGAAUACCUGCAGAAGAAGCUGGCCGUGGCCAAGCAGGAGGAAGAAGCUCUCCUGUCUGAGAUGGAUGUAACAGGGCAGGCCUUUGAAGACAUGCAGGAACAGAAUAUCCGCUUGAUGCAGCAGUUACGGGAGAAGGAUGAUGCAAAUUUCAAGCUCAUGUCAGAACGUAUCAAGUCCAAUCAGAUUCACAAACUGCUUAAAGAGGAGAAGGAGGAGCUGGCUGACCAGGUUCUGACUCUGAAGACUCAGGUUGAUGCCCAGUUACAGGUGGUAAGGAAGCUGGAAGAAAAGGAGCAUCUGUUACAGAGCAACAUUGGCACAGGGGAGAAGGAACUGGGCCUCCGGACCCAGGCCUUGGAGAUGAACAAACGCAAGGCAAUGGAAGCAGCACAGCUUGCAGAUGACCUCAAAACACAACUGGAAUUGGCUCAGAAGAAGCUCCAUGAUUUUCAGGAUGAGAUUGUGGAGAACAGUGUCACUAAGGAAAAGGACAUGUUCAAUUUCAAACGGGCCCAGGAAGACAUUUCUAGACUUCGAAGGAAGCUGGAAACAACAAAGAAACCAGACAACGUGCCCAAAUGUGAUGAGAUUUUGAUGGAGGAGAUUAAGGAUUACAAGGCACGCCUGACCUGUCCAUGUUGCAACAUGCGUAAAAAGGAUGCUGUCCUUACCAAGUGUUUUCAUGUUUUCUGCUUUGAGUGUGUGAAGACUCGAUAUGAUACUCGCCAGCGCAAAUGUCCCAAGUGUAAUGCUGCUUUUGGGGCCAACGAUUUCCAUCGCAUCUACAUUGGUUGAAGGGAGCUGAGGGAAGAAGAGAGGCUGACUAAACAGGCACUUACUCAUUAACUACCAAAGCUCUACCUCUUCUCCUUGACUGCCACCUACAGGGCAGCUAGUCAACCAUCUUUGCUCCAGAAACGUACCCUCUGGAAUCUCCUCUCCAGUAGCUAGAGAAGAGGACUGGUCAAUGCAAGUCUCAAGUCUUGAUUUUAGGAUGAAUUAGAAACAAAGGACUCUUAGUCUUCCCUACCAGCUUUGCUUAUUUCCUGCCUUUACAUUCUCUGAGAGCUUGUUCUUCAGCCCACUGUAAUCUUGGACUGCUCAUCCCUCCUG